GAGAAAGGUGCAAGAUAAUGCUUGACUCGUUGACAUGUGCGGGGGAGUGAUGGCGAGUCAUGUUGGUGAAGGUGACUUGUUGGUGACGUAGAAGCUUCUGGACAAUUCUGGCAGGAACGCUGCCUGCCUUGAUCUUGCUAGCAUCAUCUGGCGCUGACGGGAAAACAGGAGUUUCUUCUGCAUGUUCGAACCCGACGACUAUAUCAAUCUUGUCGACGCCUUUGUUCUCUGCCUCAUCAGACAUCAAAUAUCAGACAUCAAACACAUUCACGCCUUGCAUACGCACACGCACUCGCAUACGCAUUUACUACUCUACGCUUCACGAGUCACGACACUAUACCACGUUACACAACCUAAUUACACGCUUACCACAUAAUCACCACAUAAAAUGGCAGCCUCAGGAAUGUCAUUCACCGACAAGGCAGCAUCUGCUUUGGCCGAUGCUCAAGAUCUCGCACAACAAUACUCGCACACACAACUACAACCGCUUCACCUGGCCGUCGCACUGCUGGAUCCUCCUCCGGAUCUUAGCAAGGACCAGCAGAACCCCACUGGCCAUGCAUCACACGGAGCAGCAUCGGCGCCACUCUUCAAGCAAGUCGUCGAGAGAGCCCAUGGAGACCCCCAACUACUCACUCGCUCGCUCAACAAGGCCAUGGUUCGUCUCCCCAGCCAGGACCCGCCGCCAGAGCACCUCUCCAUGAGCCCUGCUUUCUCAAAGAUGCUGCGCGCCGCCGACCAGUUGUCCAAGACCCAGAAGGACAGCUUUAUCGCCAUUGACCACUUCAUCUCCUCGCUCGUUCAAGAUCCCACAGUCACAAAAGCUCUCGCCGAGGCUAAUGUGCCCAACACCAAGCUCAUCGACAAUGCCAUCCAACAAAUCAGAGGCAACAAGCGCGUUGACUCAAAGACUGCUGAUGCCGAGGAAGAGAGCGAGAAUCUGAAAAAGUUCACCAUCGACAUGACAGCCAUGGCAAGAGAGGGUAAGAUGGACCCCGUCAUUGGUAGAGAGGAAGAGAUUAGAAGAGUCAUCCGCAUCCUGUCCCGUCGUACCAAGAACAACCCCGUGCUGAUCGGUGAGCCUGGUGUCGGUAAGACUACCGUCGUCGAGGGGCUCGCCCAGCGCAUCGUCAAUGCAGACGUGCCCGCCAACUUGGCCGCCUGCAGACUGCUCUCCUUGGACGUCGGUGCUCUUGUUGCUGGCAGCAAGUACCGUGGUGAGUUCGAAGAGCGCAUGAAGGGUGUUCUAAAGGAGAUUGAAGACUCGAAGGAGAUGGUCGUUCUCUUCGUCGAUGAGAUUCACUUGCUCAUGGGCGCUGGUUCUUCAGGAGAGGGUGGCAUGGAUGCUGCCAACUUGUUGAAGCCCAUGCUCGCUCGUGGUCAAUUGCACUGUAUUGGUGCCACUACCCUGUCCGAGUACCGCAAGUACAUCGAGAAGGACCAGGCUUUCGAGCGCCGUUUCCAGCAAGUCUUGGUUAAGGAGCCUUCAGUUCCGGAGACCGUUUCCAUUCUUCGUGGUCUCAAGGAAAAGUACGAAGUCCACCACGGUGUCACCAUUCUCGACGGUGCCAUCGUCGCUGCCGCCACCUUGGCCGCUCGCUACCUCACUCAGCGUCGUCUUCCUGACUCUGCUGUCGAUCUCAUUGAUGAGGCCGCCGCUGCCGUUCGUGUCACUCGCGAGUCUCAACCCGAAGCUCUCGACAACAUGGAACGCAAGCUCCGUCAACUCGAGAUUGAGAUUCACGCCCUCAACCGUGAAAAGGAUGAAGCUUCUCAGGCACGCCUCGCUCAAGCGAAGGCUGAGGCCGCCAAUGUUGAAGAAGACCUCAAGCCUAUUCGCGAGAAGUACGAGAGCGAGAAAUCGCGCGGCAAGGAGAUCCAGGAAGCCAAGCUCAAGCGUGAUCAACUCAUCACCAAGCAACAAGAGGCCGAGCGCAUGCGUGACUUGCAGACCGCUUCCGACCUCAAGUAUUACGCUGUUCCUGAUCUCGAGGAACGCAUCAAGCAGCUUGAGAAGGACAAGGCUGCUUCCGAUCUUGACCAAAUGAAGCAAGCUCAGGCUUCUGGUGAAGCUCCUCUUCUCACCGAUGCUGUCGGUCCUGAUCAGAUCAACGAGAUUGUUGCUCGCUGGACUGGUAUCCCCGUUACUCGUCUGAGAACCACCGAAAAGGACAAGCUCCUACAGAUGGAGCGUCACCUCAGCGAGAUUGUCGUCGGUCAGAGAGAAGCUGUCACAUCGGUUGCCAACGCCAUUCGUCUACAACGUUCUGGUCUUGCCAACCCCAAUCAGCCACCUUCGUUCCUCUUCUGUGGUCCUUCUGGUACCGGUAAGACUUUGCUCACCAAAGCACUGGCCGAGUUCCUGUUCGACGAUCCUCGCGCCAUGAUCCGCUUCGACAUGUCCGAGUACCAAGAGAGACACUCCCUGUCACGCAUGAUCGGUGCACCCCCUGGCUACGUCGGUCACGAUGCAGGCGGUCAACUUACCGAGGCCCUUCGCCGCCGCCCCUUCUCCAUCCUUCUGUUUGAUGAGGUCGAGAAGGCAGCCAAAGAAGUCCUUACUGUCAUGCUGCAACUCAUGGACGACGGUCGCAUCACCGAUGGCCAAGGUCGUGUUGUCGACGCUCGCAACUGUAUCGUCGUCAUGACAUCCAACCUCGGCGCCGAGUACCUCGCUCGUCCCAAUGCACCUGACGGCAAAAUCGAUCCGACCACCAAGGAAAUGGUCAUGGGCUCUCUGCGCAACUACUUCCUUCCCGAGUUCCUUAACCGUAUCUCGAGCAUUGUCAUCUUCAACCGUCUUUCCAAGAAAGAGAUUCGCAGUAUUGUGGAUGUCCGCCUUGAAGAGAUUCAACACCGACUCUCUCAGAACGGAAGGAAUGUACGCAUCGAGCUUUCCACAGAUGUCAAGGAUUACCUUGGCUCGGCUGGCUACUCUCCCGCCUAUGGUGCUCGUCCUCUUGCUCGCUUGAUUGAGAAGGAAGUGCUGAAUAGACUUGCGGUACUCAUUCUCAGAGGUUCCAUCAGAGAUGGAGAGACUGCUAGAGUUGAACUUGAGGAAGGACAUGUAGUUGUUCUUCCGAACCAUACAGAGUCUGAUGGUGAGGACAGCGAGAUGUGGGAUGAGGAGGAUGCGGUUGCCGAGCUGGAUGCUGUGGAGGGAGACAUGGAACUUUACGAUUGAAGAUGAGAAGAUGAGAAGAUGAGAAGAUGAAGAUGAUGGAAAAAGCAUGAAAAAGCACGAAAAAGCAUACAUUUGCAUUAGAGCGUAGUUCUGGAGUCUGAUUGAGCAUGGCGCCAAGGGUAGUGGGAUA
This is a messenger RNA of Aureobasidium subglaciale EXF-2481, 3314 nucleotides long. RefSeq lists its product as uncharacterized. Gene Ontology annotation, biological process: cellular response to heat. The coding region runs from base 389 to 3184 and encodes 931 amino acids. The transcript has a single exon. Gene Ontology annotation, molecular function: ATP binding; ATP hydrolysis activity. The record is from RefSeq and is a predicted model, not a curated record. NCBI's taxonomy places the organism in Eukaryota, Fungi, Ascomycota, Dothideomycetes, Dothideales, Saccotheciaceae. Gene Ontology annotation, cellular component: cytoplasm; cytosol.